Molecule: messenger RNA, 3661 nt
Organism: Drosophila yakuba
Lineage: Eukaryota; Metazoa; Arthropoda; Insecta; Diptera; Drosophilidae
Product: T-cell activation inhibitor, mitochondrial
Exons: 3
Coding region: 106-1632 (508 amino acids)
Cellular component (GO): mitochondrion
Source: RefSeq, a predicted model, not a curated record
UUCUGGUCUGGAGUUCAUAGCGAAAUUUGUCAGCUUCAGCUGGAGAUAGCACAAUUUGUCUAGUUUUCAAAAUUCAUACUACUUGGCAGCACUUGAAAAAAAAAAAUGGUCACACUGCGCUUCCUGGCUCCUCGCCGGAUUGUCGACUAUUGUCGUCGUCUGCUGAGUACGGAUUUGGUCACCGCACUCCGUCCGUUCUACCAGGCCAUUCAGACGGACAGCCUCGCUCACAAUCCGGCGGAGAAGCGGGUCAACGAAGAGUCACUGCGUCUGCUCUGCUCCCAUCUGGAAUCCCUGAGUGGCGCGACGGGCAGUUGUCUUCCGCCCGAUGGCCAGCUGGAGUUCUACAUACCCAUGGGUUCGGGUUCGGGUUCGGGUUCGGGUUCGGAUUCGGGGUCGCAGGAGGCCGGCGGUCAGGUGGUGGUUAGUCGACUGGUGAGGGUGCAGGUGGACAGGAGUUUGCUGGAUCCCAGGGCGGUGAUUAGGCAGAUUCUGAGCUCCUGUAAGCUGCUGCCGUUGGACAAGGAGCAGGAACAAGUGAAGCGGGGUCAGGAGAUGGAAAAGGAGCUCGGAAAAGUGCUGCGAAAGGAGCCAGUGAGGGAACGGGUGCGACCGCCACAGGCGCCAGUGCAAAAGAACUUGAGUGCGCUGAGGGAGCUGUUCAGGGAUGCCCAGAGGGAGCACUCCCUGGAAACGUGGAUGCGCCAGGCACUGGCACGUUCCCAGGCCUCGGAAGUCACCACGCUGCGCAGCAAAAUCGAGGCCAUUGAAGGCGCCUUGGUGCAGCAGCUGGGCAUUCGCGGCACCCGCUACGAUUGUGGCUGCAACAUGGAGCGCUACCACGACUGCCUCACCACCCUCCAGGGCUUGGCCGAGGAUCCCAAGGUCGGCAAGGUCACCGGACAGCUGGGAGCGCUGCGUAACCGGUUUGUGGUCUUUGCACCGUACACUGGCAUUAGCUUGGAGGGCGAUGUGAUGCUCUUCUCGGGGGACUCGCCCUCGGGUUGGCUGGCCUUCCUCGCCGAGAUGCGCCUGCACGAGGAGCAACUGCGUCUGGUGCCGCUGUACGAGAAGGCCCUGUCCGCCGUGCUGCUGGGCAUCCGGAUAGAGAGGCGUCGGGUGCCGGACUGCCCGGGCUGUGAGGCCCGUGCCUAUGCGGGCAGUUUGAGGCGCGUGAUCCGGGCGGUCAGCGAGCACCUGAAGCUGGAGGAGAGUGUGCAGGAGCUGCCGCCAUCGCUGCAGGACCAUCAGCUGGCCAUUGUGCCCGACAGCGAUGCACCGAAGGUUAGCCAAACCGGUCUCUUCUUGGCGCCCGCCUCCUGCUCCGGACCCGAUCUGGUGGAGUUCAUAUGCCGCAACCUGGAUGUGGCCAGUGGGCGGUUCAGUCGCUAUCGCAGGGACAUCCAGGUGGAGCGGCAAUUGUGGCGACAGUGCCAGGAGGAGUUGGGCCUGCAGCGACUCAGCAAGGACGACUCCGUGACGCCGGACAAAAUGGUCGUGGCCAUACGGCAUUUGCUUCAGAGUGGCAUCAAAUCCUGUCGCGGCCUCAGUCUGCACAUCACCAACUAUUGGUCAGUGCCCACCGAUGGCAUCGUCUGCAUUCCCUGGGACUUUAUGUCCCGCGACAAGUAGCGAUUCCUGUUGCGUUGUGCCACUUAAAUUGCCUCAAUUGGUAGAUAAAUUGAUAAGUUUUUGGCUUAAUGCUUGAAUGUUCAACGUGGCAUCAUGGCUUUUUAUUUCUGCUUAAGUCUAAUCUUAUCCAAGCCCCUUUGCUGAUCGAUUGCAAUGGUUUAUUUAUUAUUUCGCUUGGUCCUGUUCCUUUGAUUGUUUCUCAGUGUCCUGCUGUCUUGCUGUCUUUCUGCAUUGUUUCUGAGUCAGCUGAAAUCAUUGUUUAUUCAGGUAAUUUUUAUUGUGUGCCUUUCGGUUUGGGUUGAUAUUUUGCUACAUAAAGCUUCAGCUUCAGUUUCAGCUUCCCAGCUGAAUUUCCUUCUUUACACUCAUUACACUCCUUCGGCUUUUUGGACUUUUUGGGCAAACUAAAUGCAUAAAUAGACGGACAGUCUGCUGGAAGGGCACACACAGGACACAGAACACAGGACUCAACCAAAGUUCGCAACUCUUGCCUGGCCGACUGGCAUUUUCCUGUACUUCUGGGGUUGAACGUGUCCCUGUACGACUUCUGUUGACACUACCCAUUCACCCAGCCAUCGCAUCCCUGCAGUUAGAGAAAUGAGUUAGAGAAUGCUGAUUAUCCUGAUUGCCAGGAUAGCAUUUCACAAAAAAAGCGCUGUUUUAGUGGUAUUUAAGCGUUAAGUUGGUCAGCUAGAACUUAAUUUGCCUAAUUAUUUUCAUUGCUGUGAAAACUACAAGCAGUUUUUCUCGUUCGCUUGCUGCUGCUGCGAGUUUUUCCCGGUGCAUGACGACCCUUUGAGCUAUGUUUUCCUUUGCAACCCCGGUCAAGGGGCCCCGCACCCUCCGUUUUCGCCACGUUGUGCGAAAUUUCUGUAAGAUUUAGCUAAUGUUCCAUGGCUUCGCUCCAUCAAUGUCGAGAGAUGGGGAUGGGGGUGGGGAUGGAACUCUGGACCUAAGCCCGGCGAAGUUUGUCUGGUGUCGUUUAUCCUUCCUGGGCAUCCCAUCCUCCCCACCCAUUUCAGGCCCUCUCGAUUUCCAGACGUUGUCAUCCACCUCCGCCGACCCACAUUGUCCGUUGCGUGUCCGUUUCCGUUUCCAUGUGCUAUAAGCCAUGAGUUAUAACAUUCAAAAAUCAAGGUACUUUCCCAAAUAUAAACACAUACUUACACCGCUUCCGGUUGAGCAACUAUUUGAAUUCCCUCACAGAAUAUUCCCCCAGAAUUUCAAUUCCCAGUGUUGUAGUCGCAAUCAAGUAGUCCAUGGAUUAGUUAAAUCCAACUGCCAAAGUAGCAGUUGCUCCAGUAGCUCUAGCUCAGUUAUAUUUCUGUUCGCACCCAGAGCACACAACCCAGUACUAGUACAUACAUAUAGUUUUCACAACGUAUUUCUAUAUCCAUUAGCAAACAUUCAAAUUGCACGGCUCUACACACGUUUUCUUUCGCUUUCUUCAGUUUUGUUCAAGAUCCGAUUCGAUGGCCAAGGCUAAGAUACAUCAGUGGGUGGGUCAACUCCGUGACGUUGGCAGAGUCCUGCGCUGGAACUCUGCCUUAGUGGACAAAGCCAGUUGGGUUCUGUCCAGGAUUCAGAAAUCAUAUCCCAAGCAGAGCGUCAAGAAGCCAUUACCCUUGCCCCUGCCAUCGUCCAAGUGCCCUUCGUCCAAUGCCACUGAAGCCUCAAAUUCCAAUACCAAAAGUAGUGAUCCUCAGCUGGGCGAUCCAAUGAUUCCAAGUAUCGAAACAACCAAGACGGCGCCCCCCCAAAAUGGCUUCAUCAGCCGAGCUCUCUACUACCGCAGAUUCUACGUGAGGCGUUGAAGGACUUGUGGCCCAUUUUAAAAUGGAUAAAUUGAAAGUCGAAAUUAAAAGUCUUACUCUUUUACACACGGGACUCGUACUAAUCUGAUUAACCGAAUAGCCUUGAAACCGGUUGUGUACAAAUUGUCCCAGCUAUUUUCCAAAUUAUUUACGGUUGCAUUUGCCAUUGUGAACUUGCAAAUCAAUAAACAUUUGUACUUUUUUUUGUUACUAAA